CCCCUUGGCGUAUACGCCGGCCAAAAACGACUUCACGAUCGGCUUGGCACCCAGCUGGCGAUCCUGUUAAACAGCUCAUUGGUCCUCUGCCAGCGUCGUGCUCUUUUGCGAGCUAAGGAGGCUUCUCCACCCCCUGGUCUGCGUGUCUGCCCCGGUCCAGUCCAAAGUCCCAGUCCCUGGCGCGGUCGUGAUGUCGACCAAGACCCUUGUCUGGGGACAAGAAGCCCGGCAGGCCUCCUGGUUUCUUCACCCAGCCUGGGCAACAAGCUUGAUUCGGCGCGAUCUGGUAACCCACGACGACGCGAUUGGUUUGAUCACUCUUGGACUGAGCUCACCAAGGUGUUUUGCAUGAUUCGUGCCAACUCCCGAUGA
Messenger RNA from Colletotrichum tamarilloi, 372 nucleotides. RefSeq lists its product as uncharacterized. The annotation marks the transcript as partial. The transcript has a single exon. The record is from RefSeq and is a predicted model, not a curated record. NCBI's taxonomy places the organism in Eukaryota, Fungi, Ascomycota, Sordariomycetes, Glomerellales, Glomerellaceae.